This is a messenger RNA of Rotaria sp. Silwood2, 567 nucleotides long. The record is from the annotation of a GenBank genome assembly. NCBI's taxonomy places the organism in Eukaryota, Metazoa, Rotifera, Eurotatoria, Philodinida, Philodinidae.
AUGAUGUUUACAGAUGAAAAAAUUUUUAAUCGAAAUGGCUAUUCGAAUUCGAAAAAUGAUGUUGUAUGGGCGAAUAGUAGGUCCGAUGCAGACAUGGACAAUGGCAUUCAUAGAAAAGAAAAAUUUCCUGUUUCAGUUAUGGUUGGAAUGGAUGCUACAUGGAACGGACUGACCACUCCUUACCUUUUUGAAACAGGUGAACAUUUAAAUGGUGCAACGUAUAGUACAAAAUUACUGCCAUUUAACAAGACUGAAGGUGAUCGAUUAUUUGGAGAUCAAAAUUGGUGUUUGCAACAAGAUGGAGCAACUUCUCAUACCAAUCGAUGGCCUCCAAACUCACCAGAAUUAAAUCCAUUAGAUUAUUCAAUCUGGAAUAGUAUUAAUAAGAACAUUAAUUAUCAAAAAGCUCAUACAAAAGAUGAUUUAGAACGAGAAAUUAUGAGAUCUUGGAAAAAAAUUGAUUUGAAUUAUGUACGACAGGUUAUUGGUGCAUUUCUUCGAAGAGUUUAUUCCGUUGAAAAACAUAACAGUCAGCUGAUUAUCGAUGAACAUUCUUGGUACUUAUGA